This is a messenger RNA of Calypte anna (Anna's hummingbird), 1841 nucleotides long. It is a transcript of the gene ABHD17A, whose product is annotated as abhydrolase domain containing 17A. The coding region runs from base 297 to 1211 and encodes 304 amino acids. The record is from RefSeq and is a predicted model, not a curated record. NCBI's taxonomy places the organism in Eukaryota, Metazoa, Chordata, Aves, Apodiformes, Trochilidae. Gene Ontology annotation, biological process: protein depalmitoylation. Gene Ontology annotation, molecular function: palmitoyl-(protein) hydrolase activity. The transcript has 5 exons. Gene Ontology annotation, cellular component: plasma membrane; endosome membrane.
AGCGCCGCCCCCGCCCGGGAGGUCCCGCAGCGCCCGCGAGUCCCUUCGGCAGCCCCAGCGCGGGGGGGGGGGGCCCGGCCGGGCCGCGGCGGAACAUGAACCGGCCACCGCUGCUCCCCACAGCUGAAGGGAUGGCGGCCACCAGCGCCCCAGCCCGUGGUGGCCCAGCGGCCGCGGCAGUGCCGAGGGCCAGCUAAGGACAAGGCCUCCUCCUCCUCGUUCCCUGGGCCUCCGUCCCGCUUGGAUCGGGAUCCUCCCUCCCUGAGGACACCUCUGCCUUUCCCUUCGCUGCCACCAUGAACGGGCUGUCCCUCAGCCAGCUCUGCUGCCUCUUCUGCUGCCCGCCCUGCCCCAGCCGCAUCGCUGCCAAGUUGGCUUUCCUGCCCCCCGAGCCCACCUACACCCUCAGCCCCGAGCCUGAGCCCGUGGGCAGCACCAGCACCGGGUCCCUGCGGGGCGGCGUCGCGGGGCGCUGGAAGCUCCACUUGAAGGACCGGGCGGAUUUUCAGUAUUCCCAACGGGAGUUGGACAACAUCGAGGUGUUUGUCACCAAAAGCGGACGGGGGAACCGCGUGGGCUGCAUGUACGUCCGCUGCGUGCCCGGGGCCAGGUACACGGUGCUCUUCUCCCACGGCAACGCCGUGGACCUGGGGCAGAUGAGCAGCUUCUACAUCGGGUUGGGCACCCGAAUCAACUGCAACAUCUUCUCCUAUGACUACUCGGGCUACGGGGUGAGCACGGGGAAGCCCUCAGAGAGGAACCUCUACUCAGACAUCGAUGCUGCCUGGCAGGCACUGAGGACACGGUAUGGGAUCAGCCCAGAGAACAUCAUUUUGUAUGGGCAGAGCAUUGGCACCGUGCCCACCGUGGAUCUCGCCUCCCGUUACGAGUGUGCUGCCAUCAUCCUGCACUCCCCACUCACCUCUGGCAUGAGGGUGGCUUUCCCUGAGACAAAGAAGACCUACUGGUUCGAUGCCUUCCCCAACAUUGAGAAGAUCUCCAAGAUCACCUCUCCUGUGCUCAUCAUCCACGGCACUGAGGACGAGGUGAUUGAUUUCUCCCACGGCCUGGCCCUCUUUGAACGCUGCCCCAAGGCUGUGGAGCCUCUGUGGGUGGAUGGGGCAGGGCACAACGACAUCGAACUCUACAGCCAGUACCUCGAGCGCCUUCGGAAAUUCAUCUCCCAGGAGCUGGGCAGCCAACGGAACUGACCAGCCAGGAGAGGGGCUGGGGGGCUUCCUGACCCCUCCUCAGUCAGUCCCUGCUGCUGGAGGUGCGAUGAGUUUGGGGCUGGAGCAGACGGAGCAUCCCUGGGACUCCCUCCCGGAGUCAGCCCCGGCACUGCUGGCACCUCCAGCCCGGCAAGGGAUGGCAGCUCCUUCCUUCCCCAGAGUGAGGGGAGCCCACCCUUUUUGGGGAUAAAUCCUUGGCUUUAGACACAUCCUCCUCCCCUCUCCUAAAACGGCAAAAUCCCUGGAUCCCUCCCGGCCUCUCUGCUGCUCUGACUAUAGCAAUAAUGUGAGCUGGAGAGGGGCUGGGGGCCCGGCCCCCUCCCCGGCAUCGCUGCGGGGUGGGAUGGAGGAGGUGGCAGCUCCUGCUCUUGGCAGAGCUCUCCUGGGAUCAGCACGGGGGUGCCUGCUGUCCCCUCCCCACAUCCCGGGCAGAGCUGUGUUCCCGAGGGCAGUUUGGGGACACUUGGAGGAGGUGCCCCCAGCCUGGCUCUGCCUUCCCAGAGCACUCCCCAUAUUCAGGUCACCCCUGGAAAAUCCCCUCCAUGCCGCUCCCUUGGGAAGGGGGCUGAGGGCACCAGGCACCCAAUAAAGAGCAGAUUGAACAUUUUA